UCUGUAUAUAGCAGCUGUCUGGGUGCAGGCACAGAGGCGAGGCCCUGCAGCACCCAUACUUUGUCUCAGCUCUACUUGACCACCCUCAUCUGCAACAAUCAUGGGAACCGUAAAGAACAUGUUCUUCAGUGUUGGACAAACCCUGACUGUUGUUGGAGUGGCUAAACCGGACGCUACAAACUUUGAGGUAAACAUUGGCCCUAAUGAGCAAGAUAUUAUUCUGCACUUCAACCCUCGUUUUAAUGCCCACGGAGACGAGAAUGCAGUCGUCUGCAACUCGUUUGAAGGAGGCAGCUGGUGUGAGGAGGUCCGCCCGGAYGGCUUUCCCUUCCAACAAGGAGAGGAAUUCAAGAUUGCCAUCGAAUUCACCCCUGCAGAGUUUAUUGUGUCUUUAACAGAUGGCUCCACAUUCAGCUUUCCAAACCGCACCGGUGCGGARACAUGCUCCGUCAUCCGCUUUAAUGGAGAAGUUAACAUCAGAAGUGUUGAGAUCAAGUAGACUGCCAUCGUCCAAACAGUUUGUGGACUGAACCUCAGAUAACAAGAUGAUCAAGGUUUUGGAAGUAUACCAAAGAAGGCUUGGCUUUUUUAACACAUGCUAUGUUGACACCACAUGAAUGUGAUYGCAAAUAUGUACUUAUGAAUAGAUGGUACAGGGCUCCUAUAUAUCUGCACAGGAAAUAUGUUCACAGCUGUAGAGCAGAAAGUUGUUGGCUGAAAAGCAAAACUACGUUUUGUUUUUGUUAAUUAGCAUUGCAGUUUCAAAAGAACCCGAUGCAAUGUGCGUAUAUACAUACACAUCUAACGCUUACAUUUCCUGGCACAAUAAAAACAAUUUAUUCAAYAGCA
Molecule: messenger RNA, 849 nt
Organism: Austrofundulus limnaeus
Lineage: Eukaryota; Metazoa; Chordata; Actinopteri; Cyprinodontiformes; Rivulidae
Gene: lgals2a
Product: lectin, galactoside-binding, soluble, 2a
Exons: 4
Coding region: 101-499 (132 amino acids)
Molecular function (GO): laminin binding; galactoside binding; carbohydrate binding
Source: RefSeq, a predicted model, not a curated record